AUGCUCUUAAUACAACCGACGGAAGAAAUGUCUAAGCUGAUCCGCGUGGAGUUGAAUGAAAAUGUUGACACGCGUCAAAACGAUUUAGAGUACAUUAAAGAAUGGAUUUCUAAACAACCACAUUUACCGAAUUUUGACGAUGAUCAUCGGCUUAUGACUUUUCUCCGUGGAUGUAAAUUUUCUCUUGAAAAAUGUAAAAAGAAAUUAGACAUGUAUUUUACAAUGCGUGCUCUUGUUCCAGAAUUUUUUUCCAAUCGUGACGUUACCAGACCGGAAAUGAAGGAGAUUAUAAGCAAUGUGUACGUGCCACCUCUGCCUGGCCUAACGAAAAACGGUCGGCGUGUAAUAAUAAUGAGCGGCGUCGAUAAGAAUUUACCCACACCGAAUGUCGCCGAGGCAAUGAAGUUAGUCUUGAUGAUCGGCGACGUUCGAUUGAAAGAGGAACUCGUUGGUGUUGCCGGGGAUGUUUACGUCCUCGACGCGAGUGUAGCUACACCCGCGCAUUUUUCCAAGUUCACGCCGACUCUCGUGAAGAAAUUUCUUGUGUGCGUGCAAGAGGCCUACCCCGUGAAAUUGAAAGAGGUGCACGUGAUAAACGUCAGUCCGCUCGUUGAUACGAUUAUUAAUUUUGUGAAGCCUCUGUUGAAGGAGAAGAUCAAGAAUCGAAUAUUCGUUCACAGCAAUAUCGAGAAACUUUACCAGUACGUGCCCAAAGAAAUAUUGCCAAUGGAGUAUGGUGGUCAAGCUGGACCGAUCCAGGCUAUCCAUGAUACCUGGAUAAAGAAGUUGGAAGAAUAUGGUCCUUGGUUCAAGGAGCAGGAGACUAUAAAAACAACGGAAACUCUUCGGCCCGGGAAACCCAAGACCCACCAUGAUAUAUUUGGUUUGGAAGGGUCAUUUCGGCAACUUACCAUUGACUAGGGAAACAAGUUUCCAGAAAUGAGAAAUAUUGUUUCUAAAUCUUCCACCUAAUUUUAAUGACUGUGGUAAAUUUAAAAGGUUUACACGUAAAAAUAUUAUUACUAUUUUGCAGUCUUCUAAAAACUUAACAUUAACUGCUAAGAAGUUACUAGUAUUAUUUGCGAUUCGAUUGCUGAAUUUAUUAUUCUGCGGCAGCAAAUAAUAA
This is a messenger RNA of Ceratosolen solmsi marchali, 1126 nucleotides long. RefSeq names its product alpha-tocopherol transfer protein-like. The record is from RefSeq and is a predicted model, not a curated record. Lineage: Eukaryota; Metazoa; Arthropoda; Insecta; Hymenoptera; Agaonidae. Bases 1 to 921 code for a protein of 306 amino acids. Gene Ontology annotation, molecular function: phosphatidylinositol bisphosphate binding. The transcript has 4 exons. Gene Ontology annotation, cellular component: membrane.